Cyanidioschyzon merolae strain 10D is the source of this 1023-nucleotide messenger RNA. RefSeq lists its product with no specific name. Gene Ontology annotation, cellular component: Golgi apparatus. The coding region runs from base 1 to 1023 and encodes 340 amino acids. The transcript has a single exon. Gene Ontology annotation, molecular function: nucleotide-sugar transmembrane transporter activity; antiporter activity. NCBI's taxonomy places the organism in Eukaryota, Rhodophyta, Bangiophyceae, Cyanidiales, Cyanidiaceae. The record is from RefSeq and is a predicted model, not a curated record.
AUGAGCUCGGCGAUGCUCGAGAAAGUUCCAGAGUCCGAUGAAGCAAGUAUUCCCCUGAAUGUGCACCGAGGCGUUGGAACCCUGACGGAGGAAGCGCCCGAGGUGCAAAGCGUGGACAAGCCGUCGCGCAGGAGAGCACUGCGCACGACGCUCCUGUGUUUGUUUAACGCUUUAUGUACGAUCUGCAUCGUUAGCGCGAAUAAACUCGUCUUUGAGGGUUACGGGUUCCGCUACGGCACCACUCUAACGUUUUUCCACUUUUCGGCAACUGGACUGGGUCUCUUUGUGAUGGCCGUUGUGCGCGUUUUCCGGCCAAUACGUCUGGAUCUGCACAAAACCUGCCUCUUAGCAUUCUUCGGCAUGGGUUUCGUUGUCUUCACAAAUCUAUCUCUGCUGCACAACUCUGUUGCAUUCUAUCAGUUGUUCAAGCACUUGAACACGGUUGGCGUCAUUGUGCUCGACUGGUCACUGUAUCGGAAACCAUUGCCUCCACAGUUGCGGCUUCCGAUCUUUCUGCUGAUUGUCGGCGUGCUCAUCAAUACCUUUGGUGAUUAUCGGUUCAAUGUUCUUGGUACCGUAUAUGCCUCGGGGGGCGUCAUCGUAACGUCAUUCUACCAACUGUUGGUGGGGCGCUUCCAGGCGGAGCUACAUUGCGAUCCGAUGCAACUACAGUUUUACACCGCACCUCUCUCGGCCGUCUUUCUCGCGCCAUUUUUGCCCGUCUUUGACGAGUACCGAUGGUGGCGUGAAUCAUCCAUCUGGCGGCAUCCAAUGACUGCAGGAGGAGCGGGCGCCAUCUUUCUGUCAUCGCUUAUCGCUCUUCUUAUGAAUAUAUCAAUCUUCGCGGUGAUCGGGAACACAUCAGCCUUGACCUACAAUGUACUUGGACAUGCAAAGACCUCCAUCUUGCUCCUCAUGGAUUUUUUCCUUUACGGUAGACCACUGAAUUUGCAGAAUACUCUAGGAGUUUUAAUUGCGCUGGCGGGUGUGUUCCUCUAUUCGCGAGCAAAGCUCUCGAAGUAA